Molecule: messenger RNA, 4330 nt
Organism: Sceloporus undulatus (fence lizard)
Lineage: Eukaryota; Metazoa; Chordata; Lepidosauria; Squamata; Phrynosomatidae
Gene: C9orf72
Product: C9orf72-SMCR8 complex subunit
Exons: 12
Coding region: 285-1730 (481 amino acids)
Biological process (GO): autophagy; endocytosis
Cellular component (GO): endosome; autophagosome
Molecular function (GO): guanyl-nucleotide exchange factor activity
Source: RefSeq, a predicted model, not a curated record
CGUAGAACGUCGGGCGAGACGCGCAGGCGCAGUGCGGGGUUACCUGUGGGUUUAUGUAAAUGAGCUCAUGGAGCAGCCUUAGAGGAAGGGGCGGGGCUUCACCUGUGUCCUUUGGAGGGCGAGGAAGGGAGAGUGCCUCAGCUUGCAACACCGAAGGCCAAAUGGGGAUGCUUUGCUUUAUGUAGUGUAAAAACAGAACUGGGUGAAGAUGACUUUAAAUGUAUUGAUGGGGAAAUGAAAAGUUAAGCUGGUCGGUUUUCAGUGAUGUGACAGCUGAGGCCACCAUGUCUGCUUUAUGUCCUCCUCCUUCUCCUGCCGUUGCCAAGACAGAAAUUGCACUGAGUGGAGAAUCACCACUACUGGCUGCUACUUUUGCAUACUGGGAUAAUAUUCUUGGCCCCAGGGUUAGACAUAUCUGGGCCCCAAAAACAGAACAGCAGCUUCUCAGUGAUGGAGAAAUAAUAUUUCUUGCAAACCAUACUCUGAACGGAGAAAUACUUCGUAAUGCAGAGAGCGGUGCCAUCGAUGUAAAGUUUUUUGUUUUGGCUGAGAAAGGAGUCAUUAUUGUCUCCUUAAUUUUUGAUGGGAAUUGGAAUGGGGACAGAAGUACGUACGGACUUUCAAUAAUACUUCCCCAAAGUGAGCUUAGUUUCUACCUUCCCCUUCACAGAGUGUGUGUUGACAGGCUUACACACAUUAUAAGAAAAGGAAGAAUAUGGAUGCAUAAGGAGCGGCAAGAACUUUUCCAGAAGGCUGCCAUGGAAGGUACAGAGAGAAUGGAGGAUCAGGGCCAAAGCAUCAUUCCAAUGCUGACGGGGGAAGUUAUUCCAGUAAUGGAACUCCUUUCAUCUAUGAAAUCACACAGUGUUCCAGAAGAAAUAGAUAUUCGUGAUACAGUGCUAAGUGAUGAUGACAUUGGAGAUAGCUGUCAUGAAGGUUUCCUCCUUAAAGCUAUCAGUUCACACCUCCAGACAUGUGGUUGCUCAGUUGUUGUAGGAAGCAGUGCAGAAAAAGUUAAUAAGAUAGUUCGGACACUGUGCCUCUUUCUCACUUCCGCAGAGCGGAAGUGUUCUAGACUCUGCCGAAAUGAAACCUCCUUCAAGUACGAGUCAGGUCUUUUUGUGCAAGGAUUGCUCAAGGAUGUUACUGGAAGCUUUGUGUUGCCUUUCCGUCAAGUAAUGUAUGCUCCAUAUCCUACCACACACAUAGAUGUAGAUGUCAACACGGUAAAACAGAUGCCUCCUUGCCACGAACAUAUCUAUAAUCAGCGGCGGUACAUGAGAUCUGAGCUUACAGCAUUUUGGAGAGCCACUUCAGAUGAAGACAUAGCUCAGGAUACCAUUAUUCAUACAGAUGAAAGCUUCACUCCUGACUUGAAUGUUUUCCAAGAUGUCCUCCAUCAAGACACUCUAGUAAAAGCCUUUCUGGAUCAGGUCUUUCAUCUGAAACCUGGAUUGUCUUUGAGGAGUGUGUUCCUUGCACAAUUCCUUUUAGUCCUUCAUAGAAAAGCCUUAACUCUCAUCAAAUACAUAGAAGAUGAUACGCAAAAAGGUAAAAAGCCUUUCAAAUCUCUUCGUAGUUUGAAGAUAGACCUGGACUUAACAGCAGAGGGCGAUCUUAACAUAAUAAUGGCUUUAGCCGAGAAGAUCAAGCCUGGUUUACAUUCAUUUCUCUUUGGACGGCCUUUCUACACCAGUGUGCAGGAACAUGAUGUCCUGAUGGCAUUUUAAAGAUGUUUUUGAUGUGGGUUUCUGGAGCUCUACAGUACUUUUCAAAGAUAUCUCUAAAGGGAAUGUGGUGUUUACUUGGAAAGUAUGUGCAACUAACUGAAUGUGAAGUUACACUACAGCCUGUGGAAAAAGGGAUAGGAUGGUUUUUGGAGUUGAGUCAAAUCACAUCAACAUGGGCAUGCAUCAGAGGUUCCUUUUUGUAUAUAGAGAAGAGUAAAUAUUAUUGUGGCUGGUUGAAGUGCUUACUCUACAAGACGUUUAAACCCUCAAAGCAAAGAGAACAGUACUUAAUGGUUGUUCAGAGUAACACUGGAUUUCUCACUUUUUCUUCCUGUGUGUGGUACAGAGCAAAUUAAUACACUUGUCCCUUUCAUAUCUAAGGGCUGUUGACUGAAAAACAUGCUGAAGAGAGUGUCUUCUGGUGUGUUUAUUAGCAUGAACAGUGUCAUGUAUCUCUUUUUAUGCAUGUAUCCCUGAAAAGCAAUUGGAAACCUGGUGACAUCUCAUCAUUUAAAGAGAAAGGAAACGGAAUCCUUCAGAACACUGUUUUUAGAGUCUGCUAUCAUUUUUCAUGUUUCUUUGUGCCCAGGUGCCAAGCAGUGCUACUUGGACGAUUAUGUAUGUUGCACUGGCUAAUAACUAGAUAAGAUAAAUAAGAUUAUUGGUAGGGUUUUUUUUGUUGUUGUUUUUUCGGGCUAUCUGGCCAUGUUCUAGAACAAAAAAACAUUGUUGCAAAUCUUUAUACCAUAGGAAAGCUAGGGUUUAUAGUGAACGUAUAGCAGUGGCCAAACUUUCUCUGAUGAGCUGCUGUAUAAAGCCAAAUACUCCUAGACCUCACGUACUUUGUGGCAAGGGUUGACUAUAGCCAAAUGUGGCAGGUAACACAGUUUGAAGGAAGGAUAAGAAUGCUGCUUUGACACAUUAGUCUCCAACACCAGCAUGUUUGCUUCUUACCUACCCUUUUAUCUGUACGGAAAACAUAAGAAUAUGUAUAAUUUACCCAUUUUCCAAUGCCUUGGAUAUUGUUUAACAUGGAAUAUUUUUAUUGGUUACAGUGUCCAGAUUUCACAAAUUUAAAAUGCAAACAUAUGCCUUUCUACUGCAUGCCAUGCUGCAGUUGAUGUUUUAGUACAUACUGCUGUUGAUUUAUUUAUUUGUUUAAUUUUUGGUGUUUGUGUUUUUGCCAAAUGCAAUUAUGUUUCUUUAAGUGCAAUAUUUUUUUAUUCCUCUGUGAUUGGAGAGAUGCUCUGUUAAAAUGACAUCUCUAAACAUGUUGGGUGAAAGUUUUUGUUAAACCUAUUCCUGAGCGUUCUCUAACAUGAAAUCUUAUGUUCUUGGAAAUAUGUUCCCUGUUGUGAUCUAGUGGCUAUGACUCACAAUGGCUCUAAUAAGCACAUGUGAGUUCUGGGGAAGGUUUUUCCCUUUUUAACCAUUGCAUCUUGGCAAUUGGUGAGUGCCAAACUUUCCCGGUUAGUAAAAUGAGCAAGGCAGUCUUUUCUCUUGUGGACUCAAAGUCGCACAGAUCUCUUCAUUAUGGCCUAUGUUAAUUUAUUAAGAUGUAUUGUGUCAAAAUACUAAAUGUUAUUGCAGAGGAGGGAAACUCACAAAUCAGAUUUUUAGAACUAUUGAAAAAGAAUAAGCAAUGGGACAAAUAAGCCAAGAAAGAAAGAAAAACUCCCUACCCUUUAAUUUGGUGGGGAGUAGUGCCCGGGGCAAGAAGGAAAUAAUUUGGGAUUAAAAUUGCUUCCCAGAGUUAACAGGGUAAGUAUAUAUCUUGUGGUCUAAUGUACUGCAAGAGAUAAGUCACAAAAAACUCUGCCUUUGAAAUUCAUUGGCCUGUGUAGCCUUUCACAUUUAUAUUGCAGGGCGUUCAGUACAGGGAACUGAUAUUUUUGUAGGUUACUGAAGUCAUACAUACUGCAAUACAAAGCGUAAGAUAAUUACAUGCUUAUCUGCAAUUCUGUUGCAUGAUUUGAUUAUCUUUGGUGUUAGUUUAAUGGCAGCUUACAUAACUGUACACCUAUUGUUGUAAUUGUAACAUAGCUAAAAGUACUGCCCUUUCUUUGUUUACACUUUGAGUUAUACACUAAAGUUGGAUUUUUUUCCUUGUGUUUGGAGUGGGGUUUGAAAGAGAAAUAGUAUUUGAUCUCUGUAUUCUGGGUCCCUGAAUGUUUCAUAUUUUCUAGUCUUUUAAUGGCAAGGUGCUUGAAAAGUGAGUGGGAGAAUUAUUUAUAAUACAAUCUAGUAAUAAGACAAAUGCUUUUUAUUUGCCGUUGUCUUGAAAUUGCCCAAUAGGAGGUCAAGAGUUUUUCUCUAUGUUUAAUUUACUUUUUAAAGUGGUUUACAUAGCCUUAGCUUCUUAAGAGUAAAUAAGAUGUUGCCACACAGAGACCACAUUAUUGAAUCACAUGCCUAAUUAUAGGUUGUUAAAUUUUGAUAAAUACCACUGGCAUUACUAAACUGAAAGCACUGUUGUUUGAAACACAUUGUAAUGUUGGCUUUUCCCACUAUGGAAUUACUCAAAAAGUGAAAACUUGUUCCAAGUAUUAAUGCACUUUUGCCAUGUAUACAGGGAAUAAUAAAAGAUUAAUACCUCUGUA